GCGGAGCCGCCUGGAGCCCGCGUCUAGGCACCGUCUGCCCGCCCUGUCCCGCCCGGCCGGCCGCCGCUGUAAUGCCCGGCCAGCAUCGCAAUUCCCCGCUCAGCUCGGCCCAGCCCCGUCCCCGGCCCGGCCUCGGAGAGAUCCCGGCUGGCCGGCCCGCCCGACCUCCUCUCCUCGCGUCGCCCGCCCCACCCGGCCCGGCCCAGCCCGGGGGCUGCCUGCCCUCGCCGGCCAGCGUCAUGCGUAGCCUCCCGGGUCCGCCGGCUCGGUUUCUACUUUUCGGGCUCCUGGUGCUGGGGUCUCGGGCAGCCCGCGGCUCCGGCCCCGAGCUCCCCCAGCUGCCCAUCCGGCCCGAGAAAGAGCCGCUGCCCGCCCGGGGUUCAGCAGGCUGUUCCUUCGGGGGAAAGCUCUAUGCCCUGGAAGAGACGUGGCACCCGGACCUGGGGGAGCCCUUUGGGGUGAUGCGCUGCGUGCUGUGCGCCUGCGAGCUGCCCUCUUGGGGUCGCCGUGGCAGGGGUCCAGGACGGGUGAGCUGCAAGAACAUCAAACCCGAGUGUCCGGUGCCCAACUGCGGGCAGCCUCGCCAGCUGCCGGGUCACUGCUGUCAGACUUGCCCCCCUGAACUGACCCCUCCCGAAAAGCAGCACUCUGCUUCGGCCUUCGAGUACCCUCGGGACCCGGAGCAUCGCAGCUACAGCAGCCGCGGGGAUCCUGGAGCUGAAAAGAGGGCCCGAGAGGAUGGUCACACGGACUUUGUGGCGCUGCUGACUGGCAGAGGGUCGCAGGCAGUAGCCAGAACCCGGGUGCUGCUGCUGCGGUCCACCCUGCGUUUCUCCGUCUCCUACAGAGGGCUGGACCGCGUCACCCGAGUUCGAUUCACAGACCCAAGUGGCAACAUUCUGUUUGAGCACCCUGCUCCCCAAGCCCAGGAUGGUUUGGUCUGUGGGAUGUGGCGGGCACUGCCCCGGCUCUCCCUUCGGCUUCUUCGGGCUGAGCAGCUGCACGUGGUGCUGGUCACACCCACUCACUCCUCCGGUGAAGUCUGGGGGCCCCUGAUCCGACACCGGGCAUUGGCUGCAGAGACCUUUAGUGCUAUCCUAACCUUAGAGGGUUCACCCCAAGCCAACACUGGUGGGAUCGCCCUCCUCACCCUGAGUGAUACAGAGGACUCCCUACACUUCCUCCUGCUUUCCCAGGGCCUACUGGACUCUAAGAAUGGUGGAUCUUUCCACACUCCCCUUCGGCUGCAGAUUCAACAUGAGGACCAGCUCCUCCGAGAGCUCCAGGCCAACCUCUCUGCCCAUGAGCCUGGCUUUGCUGAGGUAUUGCCUGACCUUACGGCUCAGGAGAUGCAGUGGCUAGCUCUGGGAGAGCUUCAGAUAUCCCUGGAGAAGAAGGAGGGCCCCGGCCCCCGGAUCAGUGGGCAUAUCACUGCCAGGCAGAGCUGUGACACCCUGCAAAGUGUCCUGUGUGGUGCAGAUGCCUUGGUGCCGGUGGAGACUGGUGCGGCAGGCUCAGCCAGUCUCAGGCUUCUGGGGAAUGGCUCUCUGCUUUAUCAGGUGCAGGUAGUUGGCACAGCCAGUGAGGUCACAAGUGUGACCCUGGAGACCAAACCUCGGAGGAGAAACCAGCGCAGUGUUCUGUGCCAAAUGACCAGAGGCCAACAAGAAGGGCAUAUGGUACUGGGCAUGUGUCCAAGUCUAGGUGCCCGGGGAGUUCACAUGCUGCUACAGAAUGAGCUGUUUCUGAAUGUGGGCACCAAGGACUUCCCUGAGGGAGAGCUACGUGGGCAUGUUGCCACUGUGCCCUAUAGUGGGUACACUGCCCGUCAAGAUGUGCUUCCUGUGCCCUUGGCAGGCGCUCUGGCCCUGCCCCCCAUACGAAGCCAGGCUGCAGGGCAUGCCUGGCUUUUCCUGGAUGGGCACUGCCACCUGCAUUAUGAGGUCCUGCUGGCUGGGCUCAGUGGUUCUGAGCAGGGCACUGUCACUGUCCACCUCAUUGGCCCCCCUGGCCUUCCAGGGCCCCAACGCCUGCUGAAGGGAUUCUAUGGUCCUGAGGCCCAGGGGAUUGUCAAGGACCUGGAGUCUGAGUUACUGCAUCACCUGUCCCAAGGCAUGGCCUUCCUGCUGGUCAGCACCAAGAGCAGUCCCCGUGGGGAGCUUCGGGGACAGGUGCACAUCCCCAACCAGUGUGAGGUGGGCAGCCUGCGGUUGGCAGCACCCCUGCCUGAAAAGGUGGCUCCUGAUCUGACGGUGGCUGCGGCACCCAUGAGAUUCCUAAACCCUGAAGCACCAGAUGUGGUAGCGUCUGCGAUGCCUGCGUCCAUGGGCCCAAUGGAGGCCCAGCCCAUGCCAGAAUCUUCUGUGUCAGCAGUCUCUAAGACGGGUGGGGGCGGACACCUCCGUGAUCCCAACACUUGUUUCUUUGAGGGGCAGCAGCGCCCCCAUGGAGCCCGCUGGGCUCCCAACUACGAUCCAGUCUGUUCUCUCUGCACCUGUCAGAGACGAACAGUGAUCUGUGACCCUGUGGUGUGUCCGCCCCCGAACUGCCCUCACCCUGUGCAGGCUCCAGACCAAUGCUGCCCCGUUUGUCCUAAAAAAUCGGACGUUGGAGACAGGCAAGGGCUGGAUCGGAGUCGGGACCCGGGAGAAGGCUGCUACUUUGAUGGUGACCGGAGCUGGCGUGCUGCAGGGACCCGUUGGCAUCCUGUGGUGCCCCCCUUUGGUCUCAUAAAGUGUGCUGUCUGUACCUGCAAGGGAGCAACAGGGGAGGUGCACUGUGAGAAGGUGCAAUGUCCCCGACUGACCUGUGCCCAGCCUAUCCGUGCCAACCCCACUGACUGCUGCAAACAGUGCCCAGCGGGGUCUGGAUCUCGGGCCUGGCUAGGGGACCCCAUGCAGGCAGAUGGGCCAAGAGGCUGCCGCUUUGGGGGUCAAUGGUUCCCUGAGAGUCAGCGGUGGCACCCAUCAGUGCCCCCCUUUGGGGAGAUGACCUGUAUCACAUGCAGGUGUGGGGCUGGGGUGCCUCACUGUGAGAGGGAUGACUGUCCCCCUGCCUUGGCUUGUGGCUCUGGGAAGGAAAAUCGCUGUUGUUCGCACUGCUUGUCCCGAGCCUCUGAGACCAGGAUGGAGCCGGAGCUGGAGAAAGAAGCUGGGGACUCAUAGGCAACUGACUGAACAAAGCCCGUACAAGAAGGCCCAGGGCAUGAGGGGAGUGGGCCGCCAGGAUGAGAGAGGGGUGGG
This is a messenger RNA of Trichosurus vulpecula (common brushtail), 3242 nucleotides long. It is a transcript of the gene CHRD, whose product is annotated as chordin. Lineage: Eukaryota; Metazoa; Chordata; Mammalia; Diprotodontia; Phalangeridae. The record is from RefSeq and is a predicted model, not a curated record. The coding region runs from base 72 to 3164 and encodes 1030 amino acids. Gene Ontology annotation, biological process: multicellular organism development. The transcript has 23 exons. Gene Ontology annotation, molecular function: protein binding.